UGACGAUAGCUCCACCAAACGACACUACAGAGAGUAAAUACAAAGUAGAAAUGUCGGCCGCAAAAUAUUCUGUCUCCAUAGUUAAUCAGUGAAACAUUAUGGAAAAUAACAACUGCGAGUGGGUCGGAAGUGAAUGUGGUCACCAUGCCUCCUACACCUUCUUCAAGGGGGUCCGAUACCUGGUGCCUGGGGCCCCUGACACGGAGCCCAAGGGGCCGGCUCAGGGGCCCUGGAAGGUUCUCUCGAUCGGGCAGUUCUUCUUUGUAAAGAUCUGGGGAGAAUCUGAUCUCGUUUCAGUUGCAGAGCUUCAACUGCUCUGGGAGGAUAAGGAUGAGAUGAUAGCUGUAGGAGAGAAAGCUGUUCUCCGGGUUGUGGAUCUGGUGGAUUGGAUUGCUCCGGGGGAUAAUGAUGAUGAUGAACAAGGUGUUGUUGUUGUCUCUGCUCCUCACUAUUUCAGAUACCGAAGUAUAUUGAAGAGGUUGGAGGGUUUGGAGGAUAAAUGGAUGAAAAACAGCCUCGUUGUCGCCCUCGGAGGAUUCACAACAAAAACAAGGAGAACAGCUGUGAUGUUUGCCAAAGAGAUAUUUGAUUAUCCUGAACUCGAGGAGCAUCCACAAUUGUGUAAUCAUUUAGCUCCGAAGUUAAAAGGCCGACCACGAAAACGCCGGAAGCAUGAUGUCGGUAGUCCGGAGGGAUCUGAACCGGAUUCAACUGGAUCGGAUUCUGCACAACCUAAGACGAACGGGACUAUCCCCCCUAGGCCCGGGGCCCGGAAGGAUCUCAUUAACAUCCUCUCACAGAAGAACACGAAGGAGGAACUCAUCUUUCUCAAGAAACUCAUCAGGUUUAUGGAAGACAGAGGAACUCCUAUUGAAAGACCUCCAAUGCUCGGGUUUAAACAAAUUGAUCUCCAUCUCUUCUAUGAGAAAAUCUGUGAGCUGGGCGGCUAUGAUGGUUGUGUUACGAAGAAAGCCUGGAAGUCUGUGUACGACGACCUUGGUGGAAAUCCAUUAAAUACUAGUGCGGCAACAUGUACACGGCGCCAUUAUGAAAGAUUUCUUCUACCAUUUGAACUGCAUAUGAGCAGUGAUGAAGGUAAGGGAGAGAUAACUCUGGAUGAAACUUCUGGAAACCUGAUAAACGGAGACGAACCACUAGAAGAGGAAGUUAAGGAACCCCCUACCGUCGAGAAAGUCGAGGAAAAGAAGGAGGUUAAACCCUUUGGACUUAAACCUCUUCAGCUUCUUACGGAACCCAGCUUGCAUCAAAGCGAAGAGGAAAACAAAUUAAAAAUCGAUGAUUUGAUCAUAAUUCCGAACAGUUUAAAUCCUCUAGAGGAGGGAGGUUCUGCCCUCCAGAACCUCGCUAAGAUCGCCAGUAGAUACUCCUCGUUAAACAAGGAUAAAUCAAGGGCUCAGGACUUUACUAGUCCCAGUGCCAAGAAACCCAGGGUUGAAGAUAAACCUGGAGUAGCCCAACCUCUUCCUCCUACCACCCUUAGUAAAAAGACGUCAAGUCACACCUCCUCCCUUCCCCUCUCCCCGCAUUUAGAAUCUAAAAAUGCCGCCACAGCCAGUGCUCUUCUUCAGCAGUUCUCUUUACUCUCACCAGGACUUUUCGGAGCCUGGCCCGGAGCAACGGUUCCUCCGACUGCUUCUCCAUCAUCAAGUACAUCUCCAUCCUCCAAAUCUCCGAGCAGUUGGUUAUCAGGUUUUAACCUUGAUUCUAAACCUGGGACAGAUGGGUACAAUCUACUCAAGUAUUACGAGCAGCAACUAAAGGCCUUGCAGCAAGGAGGAGUACCAUCACCAACAACUAGUGCUAGGGUUAACGGAACUAAGGAAACUCCGGUUAAAAAGGAAUCUAAGGCGGGGAAAGAGAAACAGAAAGUGUGUAAACCUCCCCCUGAUACCAAGAAACCACCCAAAUUACUGCAAAGUCCUUGUCAAUUCUUGCAAACAUCUAACAUUUACGGGAGUCCAAAAUCUGAUCUCAUCCGGGCCAAAGAGUCCGCUUCUAAGAAGGAUGAGGGAGGAGAGAUGGAUCUAAACCCGAACCAGGUUCUAGAUCUUAGCUCUGGGUCUAGUAUGGAGUUCAGAACUAUCUCCCCGCACAGAUCUGCUCCACCAAACAACUCCAGUACUGGAGCUUUCAACCUCUCACGCCCGGAGGUCAGCCGAGAACCUGAGGAUCGGAGUAAGGUUGCUGAGGCUAGUCUUGAUCUCACGACCGGUCGUAGUAGUACCCCUAGGUCGGAUACAUCUAAAAUGUCCCCAUUCUCAGCAGAAGCACUUCUCAGCCGACCCAGUUCCAGGAAAAAUGAUUCUCCUAAAAGUUUCCCACCUUUAAGUAUGGGUAUACGAGGAAUCCUUGAACCUGAGCGCUCCACGCCCCAAUCCUCCUCCCCCUGGCUGCCCCCGCCUCCCAAACCUGCAGCUCCAGUGCCACCUGUAGUACGGAGUACAGCGGGACAGUUUUAUGGGAUCUCUCUACCCUCUACUAUGUCCGGGCUUCACGGACUCUCCACAGAAACAACGUUCUCUAGUCUCUCCAGCCUUCCAACUUCUAGUCUUCAACCCUCAUCAGCCCCUCCCACCACCAACCCGUACUUACAAGCCUUGAUGUCUCCGUUUAGUAAACCACCAGGAUCAGCAGCAGCAUCUCCAGCUGCUGCCAGCUUCCCUGGACUUAAUAGUAUGGAUCCGUUAUCCCAGUACUAUGCUGCUCUUUACAGUCAGCAGAUGUCAGCUUACAACGCUGCUGCUCUGGGACCGUACGCAGCAAGUUUAUCUGCGGCGGCAGGGCUUGGCGGUCACGGCGGGCUGGGAUCAGCAGGAAGUCUAGCAGGUCUAGGCGGGGCUUCAGGAUUGGCGGGACUAGGACUAUCCAGUAGUUUAGGAGCACAAGGAAUAGGACUUGGCUCAGGAUUAGUUUUCAGCUCUGCUGGAUUAGGAUUUAAUUCACCAGGGUCUGGACUGGCUUCCACCGCAGGACUUCGGCAGGGAUAUAUGUCUAGCACAGCCACUGCUGAGCUUCAGGCACUUCAGGCAUACAAGGAUAUGAUGACUAGAUCUGCUAUGAGUAGUGUACAACAACCCUCACCUAGCUCUAGUGCUGCAUCGAACCCCUACGCGGCCCUGUACGCAGGUCUAAUGGGGUAUCCUGGGUUCCUUCCCCCUAGGAAAGAUCAGUAAGAUACACAAAGUGAUGAAGCAAGCACUGAAAAAAAGUGUUUUAAUUUAGAGAAAUAUAAAAACGAGAAGUU
Eurytemora carolleeae is the source of this 3265-nucleotide messenger RNA. RefSeq lists its product as uncharacterized. The transcript is spliced from 11 exons. Lineage: Eukaryota; Metazoa; Arthropoda; Copepoda; Calanoida; Temoridae. The record is from RefSeq and is a predicted model, not a curated record. Gene Ontology annotation, biological process: regulation of transcription by RNA polymerase II. Gene Ontology annotation, cellular component: nucleus. Gene Ontology annotation, molecular function: transcription cis-regulatory region binding. The coding region runs from base 99 to 3194 and encodes 1031 amino acids.